Gymnogyps californianus (California condor) is the source of this 1110-nucleotide messenger RNA. It is a transcript of the gene RHO, whose product is annotated as rhodopsin. The record is from RefSeq and is a predicted model, not a curated record. Gene Ontology annotation, cellular component: membrane; photoreceptor outer segment. Lineage: Eukaryota; Metazoa; Chordata; Aves; Accipitriformes; Cathartidae. Gene Ontology annotation, molecular function: G protein-coupled receptor activity. Gene Ontology annotation, biological process: phototransduction; G protein-coupled receptor signaling pathway; visual perception.
AUGAAUGGGACAGAAGGCCAAGACUUCUACGUGCCCAUGUCCAACAAGACCGGGGUGGUGCGGAGCCCCUUCGAGUACCCCCAGUACUACCUGGCUGAGCCCUGGAAGUUCUCAGCGCUGGCUGCCUACAUGUUCAUGCUGAUCCUGCUCGGCUUCCCCGUCAACUUCCUCACGCUAUACGUCACCAUCCAGCACAAGAAGCUCCGGACACCUCUAAACUACAUCCUUCUGAACCUGGCAGUCGCCGACCUCUUUAUGGUCUUUGGAGGCUUCACGACCACCAUGUACACUUCGAUGAACGGGUACUUUGUCUUUGGAGUAACAGGGUGCUACAUCGAAGGCUUCUUUGCUACGCUGGGCGGUGAAAUUGCUCUCUGGUCGCUGGUUGUCCUGGCUGUCGAAAGAUACGUAGUGGUCUGCAAGCCCAUGAGCAACUUCCGCUUCGGGGAGAACCAUGCCAUCAUGGGCGUUGCCUUCUCCUGGAUCAUGGCCUUGGCGUGCGCAGCUCCCCCGCUGUUUGGCUGGUCCAGGUACAUCCCCGAGGGCAUGCAGUGCUCGUGCGGGAUCGACUAUUACACUCUGAAGCCAGAGAUCAACAACGAAUCUUUCGUCAUCUACAUGUUUGUGGUUCACUUCAUGAUCCCGCUGAUGGUCAUUUUCUUCUGCUAUGGGAACCUGGUUUGCACUGUCAAGGAGGCUGCCGCCCAGCAGCAGGAGUCUGCCACCACCCAGAAGGCAGAGAAAGAAGUGACCCGCAUGGUCAUCAUCAUGGUCAUCGCCUUCCUGAUCUGCUGGGUCCCCUACGCCAGCGUUGCUUUCUACAUCUUCACCAACCAGGGGUCGGACUUCGGGCCCAUCUUCAUGACCAUCCCGGCUUUCUUUGCCAAGAGCUCUGCCAUCUACAACCCCGUGAUUUACAUCGUAAUGAACAAACAGUUCCGUAACUGCAUGAUCACAACCCUCUGCUGCGGCAAGAACCCGCUGGGCGACGAGGACACGUCUGCUGGCAAGACAGAGACCUCCUCCGUCUCCACCAGCCAGGUCUCUCCCGCGGCCCCGCGGGGUGGGCUCUUCUCUCCUGCACUAGGAACCCUGGGAACAAGGCUGUAA